AUGCCGUCGAACCUCGAGAUUGCAUCUUCAUUUAUUCGAGGUGCUCCACCAGGAGAGCUCUCGGACGUUGUCGCAGAUAUAAAAGCAUUGACCCCGGAGGGACCGGCGCUCAUUUCUUCGCUUGCGCCUGCUUUCGAGAAAUACAAUGAGGAACAACUAGCUACUGUCAAGCUGCCUGGAGGCAGUGAAGAGGUUAUCGUUAGUUCAUAUAAUAAGCUUGAUAACAAUCGAUACUACGAUGUACAGACUCAGACAUCGUUUCAAUUUGAUCACGUCACUCAGACUGCCUCGUCGCCACAAUCAUAUGUUCUGGAGUCGCGGCAUUCCGAUUUGAUUAAAUCGCUCCUGAAAUCGCUCUCAGCACAUGCUCGAGAGCAUUACCCAAGUUGCUCGUACGGUGUAUAUCCAACGGACGAUGACUCUACCGUUGCUAUCCUAUUAGUCGCGAACAAAUAUUCUCCAAAUAAUUUCUGGAACGGCCGAUACCGAGCCAUUUACACAGUCCCCGCCCCCUCCACAGACACAAUAACCGGCACUAUCCACAUUAACGUCCAUUACUACGAAGAUGGCAAUGUAUCGCUAAACACCACAAAACCCAUCUCGAUAUCCCUCCCUGUCAAUUCUUCCGCGGAUACGGUUAUCAAACGCAUCGCUGCGGCGGAACGGGCUCAGCAGCUCGAACUCAGUGACGCUUUUAGCAGAUUAUCGGAAGGGGCGUUUAAGGGCCUCCGCAGGCAAUUACCUAUUACGCGGCAAAAGGUAGAGUGGGAGAAAGUGGGCGGGUAUAGACUCGGGCAAGAUAUUUCAGGUGGGAAGGGUCGGUAG
This is a messenger RNA of Histoplasma capsulatum G186AR, 825 nucleotides long. Its product is annotated as F-actin-capping protein subunit alpha. The transcript has 7 exons. Gene Ontology annotation, molecular function: actin filament binding. Lineage: Eukaryota; Fungi; Ascomycota; Eurotiomycetes; Onygenales; Ajellomycetaceae. The record is from RefSeq and is a predicted model, not a curated record. Gene Ontology annotation, cellular component: actin cortical patch; F-actin capping protein complex. Gene Ontology annotation, biological process: actin cytoskeleton organization; barbed-end actin filament capping. The coding region runs from base 1 to 825 and encodes 274 amino acids.